Molecule: messenger RNA, 2511 nt
Organism: Macrosteles quadrilineatus (aster leafhopper)
Lineage: Eukaryota; Metazoa; Arthropoda; Insecta; Hemiptera; Cicadellidae
Gene: ReepA
Product: receptor expression-enhancing protein 1
Exons: 10
Coding region: 119-2143 (674 amino acids)
Biological process (GO): endoplasmic reticulum tubular network organization
Cellular component (GO): endoplasmic reticulum membrane; cytoplasmic microtubule; endoplasmic reticulum tubular network
Molecular function (GO): microtubule binding
Source: RefSeq, a predicted model, not a curated record
GCAGCUUUUCAAAUAUGGCUGUUGGAUAGCGAAUUGCCUCUCAACUGAAGAGCUGGUGCUUUCAAGACUUUUGUUCUGUGAUUUAUAUUGUUACAAUCUGCUUUGAUGCUUCCAAACUAUGAUAUCUGCAAUAAUAUCACGUUUAGUGAUACUGGUUUUUGGGACCCUUUAUCCUGCUUAUGCAUCCUACAAGGCUGUUAGAACAAAGAAUGUCAAAGAAUAUGUAAAAUGGAUGAUGUACUGGAUAGUAUUUGCUCUCUUCACAUGUGCUGAAACUUUCACGGAUUUGUUCCUAAGCUUCUGGUUCCCAUUCUACUAUGAGAUCAAGAUAGUGCUGGUGUUAUGGCUGCUCUCUCCAGCCACCAAGGGGUCCAGUAUUCUCUACCGAAACUUUGUCCACCCUGCUCUUACCAAACGAGAACAGGAGAUAGACGAGUACAUCAGCAAAGCCAAGGAGCAGGGAUACCACACCAUGCUGCAGCUGGGGUCCAAGGGAGUUACGUACGCGACUAAUGUUAUCAUGCAGACUGCCAUCAAGGGUGGUGGUGGACUAGUGAACCACAUCCGUCGCAGCUACAGCCUGAGUGAUCUAUCUGAUGACAUGGACAUCAAGUCUGACCUCAACCGUAACAGUAAACUGCACGCUGACAAUAUUGACUCAGCUGAUGUUCCUAGAGAUUCCAGAAGGACUCCUCGCAAGACUGUCGGCAGCCAUGUUGAUCUCUACUUUCCUGAAAUGGAUGUUGAUAUUCGAUCUCACUCCCAUGAGCUUCCCGUUUCCCUUAGCCAGAUAAGAUCUACUGAGGACAUCAGCUCAGGCUACUCCAGCAGUGGUGAAGGCCAAGUAGUGAUGGAGGGAGGGAACCCUCUGAUGAGAACAGCCUCGGUGGGAGGGGCCCGUACUAGGGGGAGGGGGGCUCGUAACACAGCACCCGUCUCCAAGAAACCAUCUCUCACAGAGGAAGGAGAAGACUACACAGAGGAGAUAGAGUGGCAACAUGGCCUCCCUCCCUUCCCACUAGCCGCAUUGUAUCCUCAACUUCUCAACCUUCAUCCUUCAUCUCAAGCCUAUCUUACACCUGAAGUUUUACAAAUAAUUCUCUCCAAUUCACUACCUACAGUUAGCAAUAAUGUUUCUGCCAAUAUUUAUGAGAAAGCAGGAGAUGGGACUUUGGGUUCUAAUGAAAUCAAGAAUUAUAUAAACAAUACUGGAAAUAAAAUUGUUGAACAGAGCUCAGAAAUAAAAGAAGAUUACAAUGCAAUCCAUGGGAACAAAAAUGAUAAAGUUAAAGAAGUAAAUGAUAUAUCUGGUGAUAUUAUUGAUGUGAAAACUAAUGAUCUAGAAGUUGCUAGUUUUAUGGAUGCUGAUAAAGUUAUGAUGUGUGAUGUAAAAGCAACUAAAGUAAUACCAGAAGAUCUACAGAAAUCAGAAAAGGAACAGUUACUACUUUAUGAAAUAGAACAGAGUGAAUGUUUUGAGGAUGCUUGUAGUGAUUCAUCCUUGCCACUUAUAGGAUCAAAUGACUCAAUUCCUGACAGAAACAUUUUAAAGCGAUCAAUGUCCAAUGAUUCACAUGCCUCCAGUGAUGAUCCAUGCUUUGAAGAUUCCAUCACGGAUGUUGAGAUGCUAUCCGACCCGAGUGUCAAUGAACGAAAAGGUAAAUAUAAUAAAGGUCGAGCACCAGCUCCCCCUCCUGAACUGAAAGAUACACUUGGAGAAACAUCUUUCCUUGAUGCUGAAUCUUCAAAUUCAAUAAAUAAAACAGACGUACUUUACCCGAGCAAUCAGUCUACUGUUAUGCAGAGGGAGAUCAGUCCAUCUCCAAGUAUAAAAAGCAAAAAAGAUUUCAGCCGUUUUUUGCCAAAAUCCUCAUUAUUCAGCUUUUUUGGAGCUAAAGAAGACACUCACACCCCAAAGACACCAUCCGUCCUUAACAGAUCCCCAUCAAAUGUCAGUGGCAAAUCAGGCCAAUUUAAUCCAUCAGGAGGUAGUUCCCCUUCAGUUACCAUAAGUAACAUCGAGUAUACUCCUGAUAAUAGCGACCGAACUUCGAAAAAAGACGAAAGUACAUCAUCCCCUAAACUGAGAUUACGUCAAAUGUCCCAGUCACCUUCUCGGAAAAAACAAUAUCUAUUUGAAUAAAAAAUGCUGCUGUAAACAUUCAUGGGGGAAAAUAUCAAGAUUGAACUGGUUCAUUACAUAGGCAGAAAAAUCCAAAUCAAUUCCUUAAGAAUUAUAAAAAAUAUCUGCAAAGACUAAAUGUGAUUUCACGUAUUACAUCCAGCAGCAUUUGUAGGAAUCCCUUCCUUAGAUUAGCUAACUGCAUGGUAAAGGUUAGGUAUCAAUACUGUGUGAUUAUUCCCUGUCCUAAGGUCCCCCUAUGGGCUGAAUAUUGUUACAACGGAGACAAACUCCUGGCACGAAUCACCAUCUCACAUCCCGCCAAGCUAUGCGACUCUCCCCAAGAGUAAGAGAGUAGCUCGUAAAAAGACGCAAUGAAGACUGGAUUG